AUGGAGCAGAGCUGGGAGAGCGAGCAGCCGCCGAGCGGCGCGCCAGCACCGGCGCCAGAGACGAGGCUGAGGCCGCCGCCACCGCUCACUCACGAGGACAACCGCGGCUUCCUGGAGAUGCUCCGGGAGAAAAAGGAAAGGCUGGGGGUCGGCGCAGCGAAGGUGGAGGUGCGGUUCGAGGAGCUCACCGUGGAGGCCGACGUUCGCGUCGGCCGCCGGGCGCUGCCGACGCUGAUCAACUGCGCCGUCAACGCCGCCCAGGAAUUGGCAACAAUUUCACACAUGUGUACUACAAGGAAAAGACCCAUCAAAAUUAUAAAUGGAGCGAGCGGGACAAUUCGUCCAUCAAGGAUGACGCUUCUUCUAGGAGCACCUGGUUCCGGGAAGACAACUUUUCUGAAAGCAUUGGCGGGAAAGUUGGAUUCUUCUUUGAAGCUCAAAGGAAAGGUCAUGUACAAUGGAAAAGAAGUGAAUUCCUCGACACCUCAGUACCUGCGUGCUUACGUUAGCCAGUACGAUCUUCACCAUGCCGAGAUGACCGUCAGAGAGACCAUUGAUUUCUCUUCCAAGAUGUUGGGAACCAAUAAUGAAUUUGAGAUGCUGGGAGAAGCAAUACGAAGGAAAAAGGGUGUCAUCAACAAAGUGGACCAGGAUCUUGACUCAUUUAUCAAGGCUACCACCUUUGGAGAAGGAAGCAACCUUACAACAAACUAUAUUCUCAAGAUACUUGGUUUGUCCGAGUGCGCUGAUACCAUAGUUGGUGAUGAGCUGAUAAGAGGCAUAUCAGGAGGACAAAAGAAAAGAGCCACAAUUGGAGAGAUGCUAGUCGGUCUAUCGAGAUGCUUCUUUAUGGAUGAUAUAUCGACAGGUCUAGAUAGCGCUACCACAUACGAGAUCGUAAAGUUUCUCCAACAAAUGGCUCAUCUGAUGGAUCUCACACUGGUUAUUUCCUUGCUGCAACCACCUCCUGAGACAUUGGAAUUAUUUGACGACAUAAUCCUUUUAUGCGAGGGGCAAAUUGUAUAUCAUGGUCCACGAGAAAAAGCUACCGAUUUCUUUGAAAUUAUGGGAUUCAAAUGCCCCAGCAGGAAGAAUGUAGCUGAUUUCCUUCAAGAGGUGACAUCGAAGAUGGAUCAAAAGCAAUACUGGAUUCGUGAUGAAAAUAAGUAUCAAUACCGGACAAUUGAAAAAUUUGCAGAAUCCUUCCGUUCAUCCUAUCUCCCUCAACUUGUAGAAGACAAUCACUGCAGGUCAAACAAUACAGGAAAAGGAAAGGAGAUUAAAACAAGUGCAAGUCGCAGGAUCUCCACAUGGAAUACUUUCAAAGCAUGCCUUUCAAGGGAAGUACUUCUUAUGAAAAGAAACUCUCCACUUCAUAUAUUCAAGAUUGUACAGAUAACUGUUCUUGCUUUGGUUAUCUCAACGGUUUACGUGCGCACAAAUAUGAACCAGAAAUCUGUACUUGAUGCCAAUAAGUACAUGGGAUCACUCUUUAUAGCUGUUGUGAUAGUGAACUUCAAUGGCAUGACUGAAAUUGCAAUGACAAUAAAGCGACUCCCCACUUUCUACAAGCAAAGAGAGUUACUAGGAUUGCCAGGAUGGGCACUUCUUUCUUCAGCUUACCUUAUCAGCCUCCCAAUAUCACUUUUAGAGACAGGUCUUUGGACCAGCUUAACCUACUAUGUGAUUGGCUACGCACCUUCUUUUCUCAGAUUCAUCCAGCAUUUUCUGGUACUUUUUGCCAUGCAUCAAAUGUCUAUGGGCCUCUAUCGUUUCUUAGCAGCGAUAGGAAGAACACAAGUAAUGGCCAACAUGCUAGGCACUGCAGCUCUUAUAGCAAUCUACAUAUUUGGAGGCUUCGUCAUAUCAAAAGAUAGUCUCCAACCAUGGCUGCGCUGGGCAAAUUGGACGUCCCCAUUCACCUACGCACAGAAUGCAAUUGCCCUAAAUGAGUUCCUUGACGAAAGAUGGGCUAUUGAAUUCUAUUACGCAAAUGCCAAUACAGUUGGUGAAGCUAUACUCAAGAUCAGGGGGAUGCUCACAGAGUGGCACUGGUACUGGAUUUGUGUCAGCAUUUUAUUUGGAUUCUCACUGGUCUUCAACAUCCUCACUAUAUUUGCCCUGGAGUUCAUGAACUCUCCACACAAGCAUCAAGUUAACAUUGAUGCCGUGAAGAAAAAUACAGAGUGCAAAAACCAGAAAGUUGGAGCGGGCAAUGCAUCGGCUGGUCAAGUUAUCCUCCCAUUUCAGCCUCUUUCCCUUGUAUUUGAUCAUAUCAACUAUUUUGUCGAUAUGCCAAAGGAGAUGAUGAAGUAUGGAGUAACAGAGAAAAAGCUUCAGCUGCUACAAGACGUCAGUGGUGUUUUCAGGCCAGGGGUGCUAACAGCUCUGAUGGGGAUCACAGGUGCAGGAAAGACAACAUUGCUCGAUGUUUUGGCUGGAAGGAAAACUGGAGGAUAUAUUGAAGGUACUAUUAGAAUAGCAGGAUACCCAAAGAAGCAGGAGACAUUCUCAAGGAUAUCUGGCUACUGUGAACAGAGUGACAUCCACUCCCCUAACCUCACUGUGCUUGAGUCACUGCAGUUUUCUGCAUGGCUCCGCCUGCCUUCAAACGUUAAAUCUCGCCAAAGAGAUAUGUUUAUAGACGAAGUCAUGGACCUAGUCGAAUUAACUGGAUUGAAGAAUUCCAUGGUGGGCCUGGCAGGAGCAACUGGCCUGUCAGCAGAUCAGCGAAAAAGGCUAACAAUUGCUGUGGAGCUGGUAGCUAGUCCUUCCAUUAUAUUUAUGGAUGAACCAACCACUGGCUUGGAUGCCCGUGCUGCAGCAAUUGUCAUGAGAACAGUAAGAAAGACAGUUGACACUGGACGAACUGUUGUCUGCACAAUUCAUCAGCCAAGCAUUGGGAUAUUUGAAUCUUUUGAUGAGCUUCUGCUUAUGAAAAGAGGCGGUCAGAUCAUUUACAGUGGUUCAUUAGGUCCACUAUCCAGCAACAUGAUCAAAUAUUUCAAGGCUAUACCUGGUGUUCCUGGAAUAAAACAGGGACAAAACCCAGCAGCAUGGAUGUUGGACAUCAGUUCGCACACAACAGAAUAUGAGAUUGGAGUGGACUACGCAGAAAUUUAUAAGAGCUCCUCAUUAUACAGGGAGAACAUGCUUCUAAUUGAUGAGAUGGGGCAACCAGCGUCAAAUACAGAGGAUUUACAUUUUCCACCUGGAUACUGGCAAAACCUAAGGGUGCAGUGUAUGGCUUGCCUGUGGAAACAAAGAUGUGCAUACUGGAAAAAUUCAGAACACAAUGUUGUCCGGUUCCUGAACACAUUUGCUGUAUCAAUUAUGUUUGGAAUUGUAUUCUGGAAAAUUGGCUCAACCAUAAAACAAGAACAAGAUUUAUUCAACAUACUAGGAAUCGUAUAUGGAUCAGCACUGUUUCUGGGCUUCAUGAACUGCAGCAUCUUACAGCCAGUUGUGGCAACAGAGAGAGUUGUUCUCUACCGAGAAAAGGCAGCAGGCAUGUAUUCUACCUUGCCCUACGCCAUAGCUCAGGUAGCAAUUGAAUUUCCUUACAUGCUUGUCCAAGUGGCCAUCUUUGCGUCAAUCGUAUACCCAAUGAUUGGGUUCCAGAUGACCGCUGGCAAGUUCUUUUGGUUUGUCCUUUACAUGGUGCUAAGCUUCAUGUACUACACACUCUACGGGAUGAUGACAGUGGCACUAACACCUAACAUUGAGAUAGCUGCUGGAUUGUCCUUCGUUAUCUUCAUCUUUUGGAACCUCUUCUCCGGCUUCAUCAUUGGAAGAGAGCUGAUCCCAAUAUGGUGGAGGUGGGUGUACUGGGCUAACCCAGCAGCGUGGACGGUGUACGGGCUCAUGUUCUCUCAGCUGGGUGACCGGACAGAACUGAUCCGUGUGCCAGGGCAACCAGACCAGACGGUGCGGCAGUUUCUCGAGGGAUACCUUGGCCUCGAGGACCGCUACUUCAACCUUGUCACCUGCCUACACCUGGCCAUCAUCGCCCUCUUCGCCUUCCUCUUCUUCAUCUCCAUCAAGUACCUCAAGUUCCAGCGGAGGUAGCACAGACAGAUUGAACUGCGAACUGCAGAUACACUAAUCAGAAAAUCAACUUAAGUGUAUAAAGCUAAGGGAAGGUAAACACCUAUAAAUAAGCAGAAGACCACAAGGAUUUUGCUUCUGCAAGAUAAAAAUGAUAAAGUAAUAUCAUGAUUUGUGUGAGCAUUUGUAUAUGUAUUGCUAGUAGAGCCUUACAGAAUUGUUGUUAUAGCUAGGUCGAUGAACAAAUCAAAUUGCAAAGUGUACAUGUGAGUAGGAAAUGUAAAGCAUAUCAAAGUUCAUUCAGGUGGGCAUGUAUGUAUCAUCUUGCAGUGUAAAUCGCAAUGGUAAUGCAGCAUAUCAUAUUCAAGUA
Lolium rigidum is the source of this 4417-nucleotide messenger RNA. RefSeq names its product ABC transporter G family member 45. Bases 1 to 4068 code for a protein of 1355 amino acids. Gene Ontology annotation, cellular component: membrane. Gene Ontology annotation, molecular function: ABC-type transporter activity; ATP hydrolysis activity; ATP binding. The record is from RefSeq and is a predicted model, not a curated record. The transcript is spliced from 22 exons. NCBI's taxonomy places the organism in Eukaryota, Viridiplantae, Streptophyta, Magnoliopsida, Poales, Poaceae.